GCCGGAAGUCGCCGUGUCCCGGUGUGUGUGCCUGUGUGAGAGGGUUCGCGGAGGGGUCCUGGCUGGUCUGGGCUGAGAGGUUGCCGCAGCUUCCGCCGCCGCCUCAGCAGGGGAGGAGGGGAGCGGGCCCGCCGUCCGGGGCGAAGAUGCUGCCCCUCUCCAUCAAGGACGAUGAAUACAAACCCCCCAAGUUCAACCUGGUCCGCAAGAUCUCAGGCUGGUUCAGGUCCAUCCUCUCCGACAAGACCUCCCGGAACCUGUUCCUGUUCCUGUGCCUGAACCUCUCCUUCGCCUUCGUGGAGCUGCUCUACGGCAUCUGGAGCAACUGUUUAGGUUUGAUUUCCGAUUCUUUUCAUAUGUUCUUCGACAGCACUGCUAUCUUGGCUGGACUGGCAGCUUCUGUAAUUUCAAAAUGGAGAGAUAAUGAUGCUUUUUCCUAUGGGUAUGUUAGAGCGGAAGUUCUGGCUGGUUUUGUAAAUGGCCUAUUUUUGAUCUUCACUGCCUUUUUUAUUUUCUCUGAAGGUGUUGAGAGAGCAUUAGCACCUCCAGAUGUUCACCACGAGAGACUACUACUUGUUUCUGUGCUUGGGUUUGUUGUAAACCUAAUAGGAAUAUUUGCUUUCCAACAUGGAGGUCAUGGACAUUCACAUGGCUCUGGGCAUGGACAUAGUCAUUCUCUCUUUAAUGGUGCACUUGAUCAUGGACAUGGACAUGGAGAUCACGGCCAUGGUCAUGGAGACCAUGGCCAUAGUCAUGAAUUGAAACGUGAUGCACAUAGUCAUGAUCAUGGACAUGGACACUUUGACUGUCAUGGUGGUCCCUCAAUUAAAGGAACAACAGGACCCAGCAGACAGAUCUUACAAGGUGUAUUUUUACACAUUCUAGCAGACACACUGGGGAGUGUUGGUGUAAUUGCAUCUGCCAUCAUGAUGCAAAACUUUGGUCUGAUGAUAGCAGAUCCUAUCUGUUCAAUCCUUAUUGCCAUACUUAUAGUUGUAAGUGUUAUUCCUCUGUUAAGAGAAUCAGUUGGAAUAUUGAUGCAGCGAACACCUCCAUCACUGGAAAGUGCUCUGCCUCAGUGCUAUCAGAGGGUUCUGCAGUUGCAAGGAGUUUACCAUUUACAAGAGCAGCAUUUUUGGACUCUUUGUUCUGAUGUUUAUGUUGGGACCUUGAAAUUAGUAGUAGCACCUGAUGCUGAUUCAAGGUGGAUUUUAAGCCAAACUCACAAUAUUUUUACUCAGGCUGGAGUAAGACAACUUUAUGUACAGAUUGACUUUGCUGCCAUGUAAUGAAUCAUCAGAAAUUGUGCUCUUUGGACCAAAGUUUUCUGGUACUGUACAAUCUAAAACAUUGUGUCCUCGUCUUUUAUAAAAUAGAGCCAUCACCACUACAACAGCCCAAGAUGGAGAAGACCAAAUAGACACCUCUUUUCUGGUCUAGUGGAGGAGUUCUCUUCUAAGGAGCCAAAAUUAAAAGGAUCUAUCCUGGACUUUUGGUCUUGUUUUUUUGUGCCCUCUCUUUCCAAACCAUUUUAUUUUAAGGGUUUCUUUUUCUUUCUUUUCUAUUAUCAUAUCUUUAUUUCGGUAGAAAUUCAGAUUGUGGGCCUGUGAUCAUUGGUAAUGUCUUCUCUGAAGCUACUGAAACCACAGCUCAUUCCCCACAAACCAGUGUUAUUAGAAAAGAAAAAAACUUUAAAAAAGGAAAUCUGUUUUGUAUGUAAUGUCACAUUGUUGACAUUCUUCAAUAUAAUCAUAUGUUUGUAAAAUUGUUUGUACUUUGCAAACUUAAUGAACCAAACCAUAUUGGGUUUUCAAAGUGCCUUUGCUUCAGAAAAUAUAAUUGCCAGCACAGAACUGUAAUGUCAGGGGGUUUUAUUUUUUUUAUGGGCUUAACUGUAACUUGUACAAAAUAAGACUCUUGCUACUGAUGUAUACUAAAUUUAUUUUUGUGUACUUCAAGCAUAGUUUUAAAUGUAUAAAAAUUCCCCUUUAUUGUUUUAUCUUGUCGAAAUAAAAAGGUAUUACUUUUUUAAAAAAAAAAUCAUUAUCACAUAAAUUACUCUUUUGGAUUGUUUUCAAAGGUUCGCAAAUACAUCUGUUGUACAAAUGACUGUUUUGGUUUAAUUAAACAUCUGCUAGUCUCCAAAUGAUUUUAGUAAAAACUGCUCUCUCUAUAUGGGAAGCAGUCCUAAAUUCCCCACUGCCAUUUUUAUGGAGUUUGUAAAUAAAUUAAGGGAAAGGAUACUUACUGGCUCCUGGGUGUGGAAAAAGAUGAUUUGUGUUUUUCUUUUCAGUUUUUAAAUGCUGAUUUUUUUUUUAGCUUUGUUUUCCUAUGCAAAGCUUUGCAUAGGUAAAAUUGUUUUCAGGAACCCUCUGAAGCUUGAAUAUAAUGGAUUUAGUUGAACUGUUAGCAGUUUCCUAAAUGGAAGUGAGGGGAUCUGAGACUAAACAAAUCAUGGGAGGUGAGUGUAACACUCAACCUAACACAGGCAUCUUAGUCAGAGGUGGACAAGGCACUCUUAUGAGUCUAAUUUGAGAGGAUGAGCAUUGAUACUUUUGAGAAAAAAAUGAACUCUUUUUCUACUUAUAAAUUUAAUUCUCAUUUCAUGUUAAAAAUUGAAAUAGCCAAGAAAUCCUAAAGGAAGAAAAUGAAUGUUUGAGAAUAUUAGUGAAUACCAAGUUCUUAAUUUUCCAUUGGAAGUGAUAAAAAAAUGUUCAUUUUCUACUGUGGUAUAAUUUGAUUGUCUGAUUUCUAUAUCUCUGACCUACAAUCUAAAGAAGUGAGCAUUUAUGGUGCAUCAAUAGGUCAAAAGUUUCUACAUAAGGAAAAGAAAACAAGUAAUAGAUCAUCAUUAGGAAAAUUGCCUACCUUGUCUAUGCAUAUAUACAUAUGAACUAAGGACUUAUUGCUGCUGAUUGGUAUGAAGUGUGCAUGUG
Messenger RNA from Trichosurus vulpecula (common brushtail), 2936 nucleotides. It is a transcript of the gene SLC30A7, whose product is annotated as solute carrier family 30 member 7. The transcript has 11 exons. Bases 147 to 1289 code for a protein of 380 amino acids. Gene Ontology annotation, molecular function: zinc ion transmembrane transporter activity. Gene Ontology annotation, cellular component: membrane; Golgi apparatus. Gene Ontology annotation, biological process: zinc ion transport; transmembrane transport; intracellular zinc ion homeostasis. The record is from RefSeq and is a predicted model, not a curated record. NCBI's taxonomy places the organism in Eukaryota, Metazoa, Chordata, Mammalia, Diprotodontia, Phalangeridae.